AUGUCAAAGGCUUGGUUCAGUCACAUAGAAUCUUAUUUCGUCAAGGAGGGUUCCAAGAGCAGUUCUAGUGAACAAACCUUAUUUGUCAAGAGGAAGGAAGGUAAAUUUUUGAUUGUUUGCAUAUAUGUUGAUGAUCUGUUAUUUAUUAGUGAUGAUAAAGAUCUAUUUAAUGAGUUCAAGUGUUCCAUGAAGAAUGAGUUUGACAUGACAGAUUUAGGAAAAAUGAGAUAUUUCCUUGGAAUAGAAGUGGCGCAUAGAGGUGAUGGAAUAUUUAUAUGUCAAAAGAAAUAUGAUGCUGAAGUUAUUGACAUAUUUGGAUUGCAAGACUACAACUCUGCUUGCAAUCGAAUUGUUCCAGGACAAAAAGUUGGCCGUGAUGAAACUGGUGUGAAAAUCGAUCCAACCGUAUACAAGCAAAUAGUGGGUAGCCUAAUGUAUCUCACUGCAACAUGUCCUGAUCUGAUGUUUGUGGGAGAAAUAAGUAAUGUCAUAGCCUAUACUGAUAGUGACUAUGUAGGGGAUAUAAAUGAUAGCAAGAGCAUAUUAGGUUAUGUGUUUCUAAUAAGUGAAGGAGGUGUAGCAUGGUCCUUAAGAAAACAGCCCAUCAUAACUCUUUUGACCACUAAAGUUGAAUAUGUGGUAGCUGCCACAUGUGCAUGUUAA
Messenger RNA from Lathyrus oleraceus (garden pea), 663 nucleotides. RefSeq lists its product as uncharacterized. NCBI's taxonomy places the organism in Eukaryota, Viridiplantae, Streptophyta, Magnoliopsida, Fabales, Fabaceae. The record is from RefSeq and is a predicted model, not a curated record. The transcript has 2 exons. The coding region runs from base 1 to 663 and encodes 220 amino acids.